AUGUUUGUUGCCACGCUCGCCCUCGUUCAGUUUAUGCCAACCAUUGCGCUUGAUAAUCCUCUGCACAAUGCUCACCUCCUUUACCCCCGAAAAGGUGGUGGAGGUGGGCGUGGAGGUGGUGGUAGAGGUGGAGGCGGGAAAGGUUCGCGAGGGGGCAAGUCGGUAUCUGGACUCAAUGGGAAAACAAGUUCUCCGGGCUCUCGAGGAGGUGGGACGAUAACAACCAUACCUUCUGGCUCUCGAUUUGCUGGUCGGCAAGCUGGAGGAGCAACGCGAGACACCGUUUACGGAGGAACUUAUUAUGGUAGUGGAUACCCAUACGGGUCGUACGUUUAUGUUGGGCCCAACGAAUAUUAUGGUUCGUCCGAAUACGGCCCCGCCAACUCGACCGAACGCCCUGGCGGGCCUAUGUACACGAUCUCGGUCUAUACUACGAAUUCCAAGUACAACACCUCGGACGUAUACCGGAUUCUCGGAGACCAGGACUCGGUAGCAACCGUUCUUUCAGCCCUUCAGAGCAACUGUUCCGUUGCUGGUGGAGCCAUGUUCAACUACGACCCUACUUCCGAUGACCUGGCUCGCUCAUUACCACGUACCGAAUCCAUCAUUCAAUGGUAUCGCUCUAGUUCAUUCGCUCUGUCACUAGACGGAUACAACAACUCGGCAUCGGUCGUAACACCGGCCGCACUGUCAAAUGCCACCCAGCAUCUCGUCACUGCUUUGCUACCCCCCACCCCGCUCCCUUCACACUUGAACCGUGCGUUCCUUGACUGCGUGAAUUACACCACUGCUUCUUCGCUCCCGCUUAUCAAUGCGGGUUUUAGCGACUUGCCGCCUAUUAAUAGUUUGGGUCUCCUUUUCAUUCUUUGGACAACAGUGAUCAUGUUCAAGCAUUCCUUCCUUUAG
Molecule: messenger RNA, 906 nt
Organism: Rhizoctonia solani
Lineage: Eukaryota; Fungi; Basidiomycota; Agaricomycetes; Cantharellales; Ceratobasidiaceae
Exons: 3
Coding region: 1-906 (301 amino acids)
Source: RefSeq, a predicted model, not a curated record